Messenger RNA from Theobroma umbraticum, 970 nucleotides. RefSeq names its product receptor-like protein kinase-related family protein. NCBI's taxonomy places the organism in Eukaryota, Viridiplantae, Streptophyta, Magnoliopsida, Malvales, Malvaceae. The record is from RefSeq and is a predicted model, not a curated record.
CGCAGGACUACUAAUAAGAAAGCCUGAAGAGCGGAGGGGAUUCGACUUUGCAAGAAACCCGUCAUGAAGUUGUUAUACAUUCUUCUUCUUUCAUUGUUUCUAAGCAGUUGCAGGGCUGAUCCUUUAGGGAAUUUUUGCAAUGAAAACACCUUCAUAAAUAGCACUAGCCCGAUAUCUGGAAACAUUGAUCGCUUGUUAGCUGAAGUGGUCCCUAAAACUCCCUUAACUGGUUAUAUUGCUACUUCCUCUGGUAGAGGCCCUGACAGAGUCUAUGGUCUCGCUCAAUGCAGAGGAGAUGUUAGCAGUAAAGACUGUUCAAGUUGCAUACAAGAUGCAGCGACGCAAAUCCGCCGACUCUGUCCAAAUCAAUCUGACGCAAGGAUUUGGUACGACUAUUGCUUUCUACGGUAUAGCAAAGAGAAUUUUAUUGGAGAAGUUGACACAUCAUUUGGUAUAUUCUACUAUAAUGUUGAAAAUGUCACAGAUCCUCAAAGUUUCAACCAAGAACUUGGAGCUCUGACGAAUAAAAUUAGAUCCGAAGCUGUCAUGCCAAAGAACGAAGGGCUUGGGAAAGGUAAGACCAAAUUGUCACCAUUUGUUACCCUUUAUGCAUUGGUGCAGUGCACAAGGGACCUAUCUGAGAUAGAUUGUGCUCAAUGCCUGGCAAUUGCUGUUGGAAAUUUCCCUAACUUUUGUGAGAACAGGAAGGGAUGCCGGGUCCUAUACAGUAGUUGUUAUGUCCGGUAUGAGCUUUAUCCAUUUUUCUUCCCAAUUGAUUCCAAUAAUGGUACCUCAUUUGGCAAAACAGUGAUGAUAGUUCAUCCGAAAUCCUAGUGCGAUAUGCGAAAAUCAGUUUGUUCAAAGGAUUUGCAAGCUGUAUGGUAGUUUCUUUUUAUUUAAUAAUUAAUUGCUCAGUUGCAUUAGCAACAAUAAUGAUUUGAAGCCAUGAGAUUAACACAUAUUCCUCGUG